AUGUCGGUCGCCAAAGAGGUAGCAAACGCCAAUCAAGAAUUCGUGUCCAGCCGCAAGACUGGUCAAUUGCCACUGCCGCCUGCGCGAAAGCUGACCGUCUUGACGUGCAUGGACGCACGUAUCGACCCCGUCGUGAGUCCUUUGGGAGGAAGCCAGCGUCGAAAGCCGGUCUUGGUCGAGAGCACACUACGAGACAAGAACUGACGACCUACAAGAAUCGGGUUAGGCUGCAUUUGGUAUCAAAGAAGGUGACGCUCAUGUCAUUCGUAAUGCUGUGAGUUGGGCAUCGUACCUGCCAGCUGCAUUUGAAAGAAGGCUCCGCUCAACUGCUCUACGUACUUUCAACACCCUACCAAAUCUCUAGGGCGCCCGUGCGCCCGACGCCGUCCGCAGUCUUGUGAUCAGCCAGCAGUUGCUGGGCACGGACACCAUCCUGGUGAUUGGCCAUUCGUGAGUGAGGCGCACCCCGCAGAUUCAGGGUUGGCCACCAGGAGCUCAAUGCUCCUCGCCCUCUUGCCCAAAAAAGCGACUGUGGAAUGCUGAGUAAGUCGAGACGUGCUUCGCACAAAAACUUGCACUCGCUGAGCAUAUCUUUGGCCGUCUAUCCUCUCAGCUUUCCAAACGCCUCAAGCUCGCGAGAUCGUGGCCAAGCAACAGGGAAGCCAUCUCGACAGCAAGGGAAAGGCCGAGCUCGACUCUCUGAACUUCCUCGAGUGAGUCGCAUGACAGUGCUACUUGCGCAUUGCCCACCAUGCCUGACGCUAGGCAUUCGACUGUCUAGGUUCCCCGACCUCCAUUCCAAUGUCGCGAGUGAUGUCGCAUUUUUGAAAAGCAACACCCUCAUCAAGCCCAACACUGACAUCUCUGGCUGGGUCGUGAGUCCAAAUGAGCCUGAGGCGACACGCAUGAACGUGACUGACUGCGAUCGCUUCCGCAUCCUCCAUCAAACGGGAACAGUACGAUGUCGGCAGCGGCAAGCUGAGCCAGGUCGCUUAG
Molecule: messenger RNA, 996 nt
Organism: Ceraceosorus bombacis
Lineage: Eukaryota; Fungi; Basidiomycota; Exobasidiomycetes; Ceraceosorales; Ceraceosoraceae
Source: the annotation of a GenBank genome assembly